Messenger RNA from Hemibagrus wyckioides, 614 nucleotides. Its product is annotated as NHP2-like protein 1. Gene Ontology annotation, molecular function: RNA binding. Bases 1 to 399 code for a protein of 132 amino acids. Gene Ontology annotation, biological process: maturation of SSU-rRNA; mRNA splicing, via spliceosome. Lineage: Eukaryota; Metazoa; Chordata; Actinopteri; Siluriformes; Bagridae. The transcript is spliced from 3 exons. The record is from RefSeq and is a predicted model, not a curated record. Gene Ontology annotation, cellular component: U4/U6 x U5 tri-snRNP complex; precatalytic spliceosome; small-subunit processome.
AUGAAGACCGAGCCGCAAGUCAACCCAAAGGCAUAUCCUUUGGCAGACGCCACUUUAACUAAAACUAUCCUGGAUUUGGUGCAGCAAGCAUUCAACUAUAAACAACUGAGGAAAGGAGCUAAUGAAGCCACCAAGACUCUCAAUCGUGGAAUCUCAGAGUUCAUAGUGAUGGCUGCUGACGCACAGCCUCUAGAGAUCAUUCUUCAUUUGCGGCUGCUGUGUGAGGAUAAGAAGUUUCCCUAUGUGUUUGUGUGCUCCUUGGGCCGAGUGUGUGGCGUGUCCCAGCCUGUAAUCACCACCUCCAUCACUAUAAAGGAGGGAUCUCAACUGAAGCCUCAGAUCCAGUCUGAGCAGAUGGCUAUUGAGAGACUGUUGAUCGGAUUGAGGCUUCGAGACUAAAUGCCAAUUAAAGCUUUGGCAAGCUUGUUUAAUUUAGGUUUUUUUGUUGUUGUUGUUUUUGAAAAUACUGAGAAGUGUUUGUCAUGUUUUUAUUCAGAUCCCUGAAUUUCCCUUUUUCAGGUGUACUAUUCACUUUAAAAUUUAUCUAUACAUUGCUAAGCUUUGUAGCUUGUGUGAUUUUUGUUAAGUUUGACCUUUCUUUCAUUUUUGUAAUA